Diaporthe citri is the source of this 966-nucleotide messenger RNA. RefSeq lists its product as uncharacterized. The record is from RefSeq and is a predicted model, not a curated record. NCBI's taxonomy places the organism in Eukaryota, Fungi, Ascomycota, Sordariomycetes, Diaporthales, Diaporthaceae. Bases 1 to 966 code for a protein of 321 amino acids. The transcript has a single exon.
AUGGGCUCCAGCAACCGUCAAGGCGCUGCCUUCUCAGGCUAUGACCUGUCCCCUUCCUCGUCCCCUCCCAAGCAUCGUCCUGGAGAUCGCGACAAGUCUUCAAGUCCUUCGCAAAACGACCUCAGUCGAUCGCAUCCGCGCUCCAACUCUUCUGGCUCCGGUCAAGAUUCCUGGUUCAGCUACCCAUCUCGCCACACCCAGUCCGACAACGACGCUAUGGCGGCGCCGUUCGAAGUCCCCAAGCUGUGGCGGGAGGCGAUGCAGUGCGUCAGCAUCAACGCGGGCCUGUUCCCUAAGCAGAUCCUCCAGAAAUACUACGAGCUUUACUCUUCCCAGGCCGCCAUCCAUCCUGGCUACAUCGAGCUCGACGUCUGGCGGUCUAAGAGGGCGACCGUCCGCGGCAUCAAGUGCGUGCACAUCCGGUACCUCGACAACGACCCCGGCAAGAUCUACCUCAUGGUUAUCUUCGUGGACGAGAUCGACCAAAACACCAACAAGCCCAUCGUCCGGCUCGUAACCAACACCUCGAUCCGCCACGUCCUGGAGGAGCCCUGUGAGAACUGCCCCCUCUGGCUUAAGGUCCACUCCGACGCCAGACCGCACGCCAACUCGCCUUACCAGAUCAUCCCUUGCUGCGACCGAUGGGUGGAGUGCGCCAACUUCGAGGCGCCCAUCUCCAAUGAGGAGAAGCAGGUGCCCGAGAUGGUGUCGAAGCUGAUCGAGGAGGUUCAGCGGAAGAGUUUGCUCCUUCAUGCGAAGGAGCGAGAGAUCGAGGCCAAGGAUGAUCAGCUUCGACGCCUGCGCGGGAUGAAAGACCAUGGCUCGGAUGCUGACCACACCACCACGGCAGCGACGCAUCUGGGGGGCCUACUUCCUACCUACAGAGUCGAUCUUGGUAAAUUGGAGCAGUAUUGCUCAGUUGCUCUUGUUGUGGCCAUCUUUGUGUUGCUGUGGAUUCUGAAGUGA